This is a messenger RNA of Monodelphis domestica (gray short-tailed opossum), 1158 nucleotides long. It is a transcript of the gene DERL2, whose product is annotated as derlin 2. Lineage: Eukaryota; Metazoa; Chordata; Mammalia; Didelphimorphia; Didelphidae. The record is from RefSeq and is a predicted model, not a curated record.
CAGCAGCGCCGCGGGCGCGCGGGGCGGGGCGGGCGGGGAAGAUGGCGUACCAGAGCCUGCGGCUGGAAUACCUGCAGAUCCCGCCCGUGAGCCGCGCGUACACCACGGCCUGCGUGCUCACCACGGCCGCCGUGCAAUUGGAGCUGAUCACGCCUUUCCAGCUCUACUUCAACCCUGAGCUCAUCUUCCGGCACUUCCAGAUAUGGAGGCUAAUCACCAAUUUCUUGUUCUUUGGACCGGUCGGAUUCAAUUUUUUAUUUAAUAUGAUUUUCUUAUACCGCUACUGCCGAAUGCUUGAAGAAGGCUCUUUCCGAGGCCGGACAGCAGACUUUGUAUUUAUGUUCCUUUUUGGGGGACUCUUAAUGACCCUGUUCGGGCUGUUCGUGAGCUUGGUGUUCCUGGGCCAGGCGUUUACCAUCAUGCUGGUGUACGUGUGGAGCCGGAGGAACCCCUACGUGCGCAUGAACUUCUUCGGCCUCCUCAACUUCCAGGCCCCCUUCCUGCCCUGGGUGCUCAUGGGCUUCUCCCUGCUGCUGGGCAACUCCAUCAUCGUGGACCUCCUGGGAAUAGCCGUCGGACACAUCUAUUUUUUCUUGGAAGACGUAUUUCCCAACCAGCCGGGGGGAGCGCGAAUCCUGAAAACACCCGCCUUCUUGAAGGCCAUUUUUGACACGCCCGACGACGAUCCCAAUUACAACCCCUUACCGGAAGAGCGGCCAGGAGGCUUCGCGUGGGGCGAAGGGCAGCGCCUGGGAGGCUAGAGCGGGGCCAAGUGGGGAAUCCGGCUGGGCAGGAAGGACUCCGAGGAGCUCUCCUCCAGGAUGCUUUGACUCUGCUUCAGAAGGGUGGACACGUUCGACGGCUUUCCCGUUUUUAAUCCAGAAGCACUUUACGCCACGGCCCUGCCCCGUCCGGGAGACCUCGGCGGCGGCGUGCCCGCGGGGCUUCGCUCGACCAUUCUUGACGCCGGUACUCCAAGCUGACCUCUCAGAGCCAAAACAAAGCAGAAACGGAAGAGACGUUUGUUGCCCGCUCGGGAACGAGUGCUCGCUCGCUCGCUCGCUGAAGACGGUCAAGGCACCACUCGGGGAGAAGAGCCUCGUGGACCCGCAAGUUCCCGAGAGGACAAAAUAAAACUGCAUUCAUUCUCUCACUGGA